AUGUAUGCUUGGAGAAAGCACAAAGGAAAUACCCAACCAGUUUGGGAGCAAUUACCAGUUCCAGAGACACCUUCUGAUGGACUUUUGAUCAAAUUACUGGCCUCAGGCGUAUGUCACAGUGAUCAACCUUUGCUAGAGAUUGAGGACCGCCCAAACUUCAACGAGAAGUAUAUUCUCGGCCAUGAAGGGUGCGGUGAAAUCAUUCAGAUUGGAGAAAAGGUCAAGGAUCCCCGAUUUCAACUGGGUAAUCGAGUUGCUCUUCUAGCGGUUCCAGGCUGUGGGCAAGAUACCUGUACAGAAUGUUCGCGUGAUCUAGCCCAGCUAUGCUCUCAUGGUACACACCAUGGCAUUGGACAGGAUGGGUUUUUUGCAGAAUACGUAGCAGUGAAUGUCCGCGCGGCAAUCCCUCUUCCAGAUGGAAUUCCUCCGGGAGUGGCAGCAGUUGCAACUGAUGCAGUUACUACAGCUUACCAUGGAAUUGUCCGCCGAGCUGAGGUCAAGAAGCAUGAGAUAGCUUUUCUUUUCGGUCUCGGAGGCCUCGGUUUCAACGCUUUGCAGGUCGUGCGGUCCAUCGGUGCCCGAGUCAUUGUGUCUGAUUUGCGGCAGGAGAAACUAGAUGCCGCGUUGGAGCUAGGUAUCCCAGCAACAGAUAUUGUCCCACUUGGGAAGUCAGUGCAGGAUUUCAUCCAGGAAAAUGACCUGCAAGGAAAGAUAGAUACUGUUUUGGAGUUCGUGGGAAAGCAUCAAACGUUCCAAGAUGCACAACAUAUUGUUCGCCCUGGUGGCAAAAUACUUUGUGUGGGGACACUGGAUCGCAAGAAUGAGCUUGACAUGAAGAUUGGAAUUCGGAAGCGACUCAGCAUCAUUUUCACCUAUGGAGGUCAAUAUCAAGAUAUUGUGGAGGUACUGGACCUCAUCGCAAGAAAGGUAAUUCAGCCUCAAGUAGAGAUGGGUAGAUUGCAAGAUUUUCCUGAGGUCUUGAAAGACCUAGGAGAUGGCAAGAUUAAAGACCGAGUGGCUUUGGUUUUUGACACAUGUACUUAA
Penicillium pulvis is the source of this 1044-nucleotide messenger RNA. Its product is annotated as zinc-binding dehydrogenase. The transcript has 7 exons. The coding region runs from base 1 to 1044 and encodes 347 amino acids. Lineage: Eukaryota; Fungi; Ascomycota; Eurotiomycetes; Eurotiales; Aspergillaceae. The record is from RefSeq and is a predicted model, not a curated record. Gene Ontology annotation, molecular function: zinc ion binding; oxidoreductase activity.